AUGGCUCCUCUACAUACUGUUGCCAUCUUGCCGGUGUUGGCUCUCACCCUAUUGUGUGCACGUUCUGAGCUGGACACAGCGGUAAUGGAGAAAGGCAAGACGGAGCUGCAGAAACUCCAGGACUUUGCACGGCACCCUCGCUACGGAGACUGCUGGACCCGGGCCUUGCAGACUGUGGAUGUUGGGUGCAAGCAACUGGAUGAAGAACAACAAAGCCGCAUAGCUCUGGCAUUCACACACUGCCACUUGGAGAGGUGACUACGUGUAUUUUGGCAGUGUCAAGGGCUGGGGUUGUUCCACCUUCAGCACUCCACGUGUUGUGGACUGCAUCUCUCAUAAUGCUCUUACAGCCAUAAUGCUAGCAAAGCAUCAAGGGAGAUGUAGUCCAUAACAUCUGGAGUUCUGAAAAACUCAUUUUUUUUAAAGUAUUAAUAAUUGAGGACUUUGUGUUUUUUUUACAUGAUAAAAACCAUACUAGAGAGAAAAAUAUGAAAGUAAAUGUCUCCGAAUCGUAGGAUAACCUGUAGUUCUCAAACUGGUUUGGGGUUUUCAUCAAACCUCAUUAGAUACGUUUUUGUUUUUAUUUUAUUUUGUACUGAUAUAAAGUUUUACCUUUUUUGAGAUCUGGUCGGGACUACCCUGUCUGUACAGAAAAAAACUCCAUACGGCAGUGCACACGUGGUAUGGACUCAGUGGCCUUCAAUACGUACACAGAAUUCUUCACUCAUGCUCACAGUAUCUGUUACUAUCUGCAGAAUGAAAUGUGGCAGGAGCAGGCCCAGGAUACCAUUCUAAGGUAAAUGACGACGUAUAGUACAGAAUUCAAAAUACUACUUUGGCAAUUUAACUAUGUCCUGACAAUGCUGAAGAAAUAGUUUCUGCCCUUCUUAAAGGAGCACUAUAGUGUCAGGAAAACAAACUUGUUUUACGGGCACGUUAGGGGUCAUUAGGUCCCCCCCCAUUCUCAGGGCCCCUCUAUUGCUGGGCUGAAGGGGUUAAAACCCCUUUAGCCACUUACCUUUCUCCAGCGCCCGGCUCCCUCUGUGCUGGGGACCUCUCCACCCCUUGCCGACGUCAGAUCCGAAUGCGCAGCAAGAGCCGCGCGUGCAUUCAAACAGCACAUAUGAAAGUAUUACUCAAUGCUUUCCUAUGGACGUCCAGCGUCAGUGAGAAUCGCGGAAGUGAGACAGCCUUUAGAGGCUGGAUUAACCCUCAGUGAAACAUAGCAGUUUCUCUGAAACUGCUAUGUUUUCAGCUGCAAGGUUAAAACUAGAGGGACCUGGCACCCAGACCACUUCAUUGAGCUGAAGUGGUCUGGGUGCCUAUAGUGGUCCUUUAAUCACUUCUCACGUGAUCUGUGAAUAAAAUCAACAUUUAAUGGUAGUCCACUAGCCCAUGCCUCCCAACUGUCAGAUUUUGGGUUCCUAUCCCAUCUCCAUUCCCUGGUUUUGUGCUUUUGGGUAGACCAGGGACUGUUCCCAACAAACAUAGCAUAGCUCGAGCUAUGUUCAGGGCACUAUGCUCUUGCAGGGAACACUAAUUCAGCUACAUUUCAGCUCAGAGUUUGAAAAUUCGUACUAUCGACCCAAAUUUAUAAUGAAAUGAAUCUCCAAGUUUCGAAGAGAUGACUGAUCCAUUCGUAGAUUCCUCUGUGGCACAUCUGGUAAAUAGGAUGUACUGAGCUUCACUACGUUAUGAUGUUUGAGUGGAAUUCUUAGACCACUUUACAACACAUAUCUUGAUGUUCUUACGCUAGUUUGUUGGGUGGGGUGCGUGUGUUCUGAAAAUUGGGAGUGGAGGGUGGGAUACCUGCUGCUCCGAUCACAAUGCGACUACUGGCUAGAUGAGGUGGGUACUUUAAAUAGCUGGACUAGCCCCUCCCACAAAACCAGGCUCCUGCCUAAUAUUGAUUUAUUUAAAUUUUUCUCUGCAGAUUAACUGCGCACUCUGACAGUGUAGCCAAGCAGCUAGAGGCCACCAACCUAUUAGCAGAAGAGAUGAUGCAAGCCCAGAAUGCAACACUUCAGUCUCAGGAGGAGAUCCUACGAAACGGACACCUUCUCAAACAGACACUACAGGAGUCCACGCUGGGUAAGAGCAAGUAAAAUUAGCAGAAAACUCGUCCUUUUCAAUGAACCAUGUAGAUUCACACAUUAUGGUCUAAUUUCAGGGAUGAAGCAAGCUUUCCAAGAGAUGGAGCAGUCUGCCACUGAACAGCGUUUGUUAUUCUCUGAAAUCUUUAACCGGAUCACCUUCCUCCACCAGUUUGUUGUCGGAGAAUCCAACUCGCUCUACUCCUUCCUCUACAACCUUUUGGCUUGUGUUGCUGUCUUUCUGCUCACCUCCACACAGAGAACCUCUGGAGCCAGGUAAGUACCUUCCACUGCUUUACACUUCCUUAGGCUGCCUGUCUACUGAAAUAAACCAGCUGGUAAGAUGGUUCACUUGGUUAGUACACCAACUGUAAUAUUCGUCAUGCAUAGUCAAACUUCAAGGGUGAAAGUUUGAUUCCUGGCAUGACUCACACAGUUUCUCAUACAUAUAAGAUAGAUCACAAAAAGACAUAUCCUUUAGUUAUAUCGACACAUGAACACCCCAGAUGAGUUAAAACCCGCUUGAGAUCUGAGCGGGGACCCACCAAAGGGCAGGCUAUUUCAGCUGCUGCCUGUUCUUAGUAUUCUCUUGCGCCAUGUUUUUUGCUCUCCACAAGUUUAAAGGUAAUCCAGACGUGAACCCUUUGCUCACGGUGCCUAGAGAGAUAUCAGCUAUGCCUCACUGAUGAUGCCUAACAAGGCUGGGGUUGCUGUGUCUCUCGUGCAGAGGGUACGUGCUGGCAUUUCGGAUCUGGACUCUCCGUAUGGGUGGGACCAGUCUGAUAUGUUUCAGAGAUGUUCUCUCUGUAAUGGCAUGAGCUCACCCCAGGAUCUAAAUUCAAAUCAGGCAUAUCUAAAGGUAUCUUUUCUGGGAAUACUGGAGUAUUCAUUGUUAAAUGCUGACUAUAUACAAAAUGCUAUAUAUAUAUAUAUAUAUAUAUAUAUUCUCAUAGAAUGGCAAGGUGCUAUGAAUUCUAUAGUGUCUUGAUAGAAUAUUCUACAGAAUGCCAUGAAAGUAAAAGUGGAAGGCAACGUUUGUAAUAAGACAAGAAUAAAAAAAUACCAUUCAUAUUUAAAUUCAAAAGAAUGAUUUGUAUUGCAGCAAUUCAAAUAUUUGUGUUGUUUUUAGUAGUGUUUUUGAACUACUGUUCAUACUGUAAAAUAUUGCCAUCGUAACUGCAAUAUCUAUAAAAACUAAUAAUGCAUUUUUCUAAAUCUUGUGGAAUACUGUCUGUUGGAACAAUGUAUUUACAGAUUGAUCCUGUUUGGCUUAGUAGCUGCUAAUGUAUAUUCAGAGAGAAUGAUCUGUUCGUAUAUCCUUGGAGGUACUGACUCUGGCUUUGACCAGACGGUGAGUGACUUGUACUAAUUCCAACAAAUCUAUUGGCAUGGUGAGGACUAUUGAUAGUUGUGUAUUUAAAUAAAACUUCAUGUGUCAUUAUUUUAUUUUUCCUUUUCGUCUCCUCUGUAUUGAUGGCUGGAGAUACAUCCUAGUCUUCAGUAACGAAUCAUGUCAAGAUAUUUGGGCAUUUCUGCAAAAUGCCCCAUUUUAUUGACGUACUUCCCUCAGACAUACCUAUUCUUCUGUAACAUUUCUGGUGUCCCCCGUUGGCUUUGCAUUGGGCUGUAAGGUUUUGAGCACCCAAAAGACUAGCGUGCAUAUUGUCCAGUUUUUAGGGUUGUCAUUGGAUAUGAGCAUCAGUGGGUGGGGUCAGCCUUUUUUACAUAGGUAGUUGUUGUUGUUUUACAGAUGUGUCUAUAGAUCUUGAACAGACCUUAAAGCCUUAUGCAUUGAGUAUAUUGAAUUAAGUGGGCAAAGCCCAACACAUUAAGGGACAGAAACCAAUUCCGGGGAGUAGAGUAGAGUCUUGUUCCAUCCCCACCAUUUCAAACUUAACCUGCCGCCACUUGUUCUCUUCUUUCCAGGAGAGCAUAGCUUUCUGGGUUGGGAUAUCGCGCAGAAUCUCCACAUCCAUUGGACUUUUAGUCCUUCUCUACUUCACUGUAACCCAUCGAGAUGUGCAGAGACAGAGCCUGGAGGUGCUGCAUGGUCUGCAGGAAACAAAAGCGGAGUUACAGAGCAUUAUACGAGAAGCAGGUACUGAUCUUUUAAGAAUGGACAGAAAUGUAGCCAAUCCCAUCAGGCAUGAGAGGGCAAGCAGGGGAGCAUUUGCCUCUUCAUCUACUGGCAUAAAAGGGCUGGCAAUUGGGUUGUGGGUAGAAGCCUCAAACCUUUCUUCUUCUAAAAAUGAAGAUACUGGAAGAUUUUUCUUCGAUGUCUGCUUACAACAUAUUACAGGAGUAAGUUGCAGAACUGUAUAAGCAGACCGGAAUUGUGUUGUUUUUUUUUUUUUGUUUUUUUUAAGCAGAGCACUGUUUACAUUUACACAAAGGCUGAUGCCCUGUGUUCUUGAUGUCCUCUAUUCUAGGGCUGGUCCACUGGGGUAGUUCCAGGUGGGCUGCAGUAUAUGUGGCUGACCAGGCUACAAGUCUGGUCCUCUCAAAUGAAUAACAUGUGCAAAAACUAUAUUCAAAAAGAAGUGCCUCACUUUAACUAGGCCAUUGGACUUAGGACAGCCAAUUUCCUCUGACCUCCGCAUGCUGCAAUCGGAUUUACAAGUUAUAAGGCACAGCCAAGGAGCGUUACAGUAUUUUUUUAUAUAGACUUGCAAUUCAUCUGAAUUUUGGGUGACUGGCAAUUCAACUGAAAUCCCGAACUGAAAUAUCAUCUGUCCAAAUAACAAAAUAAAAAAUGGACAAGCCAUUUUGUUUUGUAAUUAGGAGUUCCGUCCCAAGCCCCUCCAAAAAGAUUGAUUGAGUGAUUGUUUAGGAUACAGCCACUAAAUAUGAAUUUUUAUUAACAGAUCAAGUUAGAAGUGACAAAUAGAGGUUGGGAUAAAAAUAAAGAGCAGAUAGAAAUGUAUAAUAUUGUGUUUAUCUAACUUUUUGGUAUUUCCUAUUUUGUAUUUAUUUAAAUUUUUUUUGUAUUUCGGAACCAAACCAGGAAGCUUAAACUCGGAGUCCAUUGUUAUCGAAUUACAGGUGGUCCUCGUUUUGCAACCUACCUGUUUUACAACGGCUCGCACUUACGACCAGCUCUCUCGCGGGGUGGUAAAUGUGAGCCGUUAUGGGAUUCCCUGAUCUGCUGCGUUCGUCUAUGUUCGGGGACAUUUCCCCGAACAUAGACAAACGCAACAAAGCAGGGAAUCCCUUAGCUCCUCACUGACCAACCAAUUCGUUCAACGACGAGGUCAUAGGAACGGAACCCGGUUGGUAAGUGAGGAGUACCUCUACAAACAAAAUAGGAAAGAAACACCCACAGAGUUGUUGUGGUUUUUUUUUUUUGUUUUUUUUUAUUAUGAAACAAAUGAUCUAACACUUAUUUUUAUUUUAACAAACUUGUGCCAAAUAUUUGCUAUACUACUCUUUCAUUUUUUUGUUCCAUGAGUGACCAUUUUAUGUAUAUCUUUUCCCCCUUGUAUAUAUAAAAUAACACCACCCGUGACAUUGAUCAUUAUAAAGACCUCUGUAAAGAUCAUUGUGUGGAUAUUCUUUGAGACCUUAAGGCAUGUUUCCAAUCUUUAAAUACGUUUAUGGCCUCUUGAUAUUCUUAGUUGUAACUUUUUUUUUUUUUUUUUUGUGUGUGUGUAACCUUUGCUGUAGAACAUAUUCUAAAAAACCCAAAACUCUCGGAGGACCAAGUUCUACUGACAAAUGAUCUGAUGUUUGGAGAUUCUGGAAUUCCUGACCCAUCCUUUCUUUUGGAAAAUACCCGAGAAAAGUACCUGCUAGACUCUCGGCAUAGCGAACAUCUGGGUAAGUUGAAUUCUCACGAUGUUUUAAGAAUGUUUCCAGAGUAUCUGAAAUGGCAUUUGUUGUCCAACAUUUGAUAUUUAAUUUUAAACAAAGUUGCCUUAUAAUGAAUUAUAAUUUUGCAUCAUUCUGUUCCACAGAGUGUUUUUGUAUAUGAAGAUCCUCGUCACUUUUUCCAUGAUGGUUAUAUUUGCAUAAUGAUCUAACAGGAGACCUUCUCACUUUACAAAAUCGACUUGCAUCUAAAUCUCGUUACUCUGCCACAACAUAUUUUCAAUCCUCCUCUUUAUACAGUCUAUUAAAGGCCAGGAUUCCUAGGUUCUUCGUUUUCACAGAUUGCUGUGAGUGGAUGCAAUCCACCUGAAUAUUAAACAUGGAGAGUCGUUGUGGACCAAACUGCAAUUUGGCCAAAACUACGGCAAUUUCGGGAUCAGCAGAUUUCCUAAAUUCCAAAUCAAAAUAUACUUGAGUAACUAUUAUGGAGUAACUGAAACGCAAACGCUCAUUGCCAAAUAUGUUCAGAGGGAGUAAGUGGCCAAUUUUCAAAAUUCCACUUGUCAUAAAAUAAAUAAAAAUUGAUGGCUAGGGGACGUCCCUAGGUCUUGUUUUUAUUUAUAGAUGAAGUGUGAAAUGGGCUAGGGGGAGCAGAAAAAUAAUUAAUAAUAAAAAAAAUCUAAAUUUAAAAAAUCUAUAGUAUAGUUGUGGGUGGAGCUGUUUUUUACUACUCCUACUGUUUUUCCAUGUAUAUAUUAUUAUUUUUUCCCUCUGUUGAUCUGUGAGCCAAAUGCUCUAUCGGUGUAUAUUCUGUAAAUAUGUGUGUGUUCUGAAGCACACUGGUCCAUUUUUGCAGCUUUUUGGUUUGCUAGUAAGAUUUGAUUUCCCAUUAGAUUUUCACAAAUGAUCUAUAUUCCUUACAACAUGGAACAAAUCUCACUAUUUUAUCGUGCUUUGUUCCUGCAGACCUUUAUCAUAGACCAAGUGUUUUAAAGAGCUUGCACUCUAACAUUCAAUCCAGAAGAAUCCAUAUUUAUUAUCCCUGCCAGGAUUAUUUUAUUGCUAAUAGAUGGUAAAUAUAUUUUAUUAAUACGGCUAUCGCACAUUGCCUAUUUUAAAUGUAAACCACAAACCCCCAUGGAAGGUGGGGGGGGAAUUUUUAUCAUUAAUAACAGGUCACAGGACCUAAACAACACAAAUAUUUAAUGUUCUAGAUUUUUUUUUUUUUUGUCCAGCAGCACAGAUUACUAGCACUCCAAAGAGGAGGGGUCGUUCAAGGUCACGCAGCGCUAGUCGCAGGACAAGUACAAGACCCUCCGAGCCAGCUGUAUAUAAUAUUGCUGUGACUCAGCCAGGGGUAAGUGUGACCCCUGUUACUAACGUAUGUUUUGUUUUUUGCCUAACACUUCCUUGUUGGUGCUGGGUAUAUUGUCAAAUCCAAUGCAUCUUAGAGAGAGGCCUUGAGGACCAAUCUCCAGUCUAAAGUUUUCUCCUAGAGAUGGGUAGUUUUGAGAUUAAGAUUUGUAUAGAUUUAUAAAAAAUUAUAUACUGUUUGGGCUGUUUCGGUUCAUGCGCUAUAUAAAGUUAUUCUGGACUGAAAUUCCUAUUGGGCACAGCCAGAUACUGGAUAAAGAUAACUGGAGUUAUAUUCAACAUAAGCUGUUGAACAAGUGGUUGUCCCCACUGUCACAUUACAUCAGAUGUUUUUCACUCCCACUAGCCUCAGCCAGAAUCUCACUGAGCAUGAUAAGAGCUGUGAUCCAAUAGGUGGCUGGACACUCAAUUUGACGGGCCAUAAAUUCCAACAGAGAGACUUCUGUUACCUUUGUUUAAUCCUCCGCACCUGGCAAAGCAAAACCAGAACCAUUUUUAUUAAUCAGGGAUUUUAAAGACGACUGUGUAACUUGCCCAUGCUGUCCCAGGUUCCUGGGGUUGGCAUGCUAUGUAGUUAUCUCCAUUUGUUUCAUGAUCCAAGGGCAUCUUCAAUCUUUCUUCUUUAGAGGACCAGAACAACGCGGCAAAGAAGGAGCCGUUCUCGAUCUCGCAGCACAAGCCGUAGGAAAAGCAUUCGGCCUUCUGAACCUGCUGUAUUCAAGAUCCCUGUGGAUCCGCCCGCAGUAAUUGGAACCAGUUCAAACGGUGUAAGUGUCAUACUGAUUAACCAACUCCUGUAUCUUAAAAUAUAUUAAACUCUGUUAUUCACUUAACUGAGUUUAAAAGAACACUUUUUAGUGUUUAGAAUACAGCUUUGUAUUCCUAAAACUAAAGUAGUCAUCUGCCGUACCCUGCAACACUCAAAGGGUUAAAUAACCCCUAAAUUCACUCACCUUAUUCCAACAUCAAAGCAAGCCUCCUCAGAAGUCUUCCCCAAGGGAGAACAUAGUGUGCAUGCAUUAUGGCUUCACCAUAGGAAAGCUUUGAAUCAAUGCUUUCCCAUGGGGGAUUUGGAGAUGAGGAUGUCCUAAUCAACAGCUUGAGGAUGUCCAACAUCAUUUUGUGAACUUAAACUCCAUGAAACAGCACUACAGGCAGUCUUAACCCUGCAAUAUAAGCCUUGCAGUUUCUCUAGAAUUGCAGGGUUUAGGGGACAGGGACACUGCAUCCAAUGAGAUUAAGGGGUCUGGGUGCCUAUAGUGUCCCUUUAACCCCUUAAAGGACCACUCUAGGCACCGAGAUUAAGGGGUCUGGGUGCCUAUAGUGUCCCUUUAACCCCUUAAAGGACCACUUCAGCUUAAUGAAGUGGUCUGUGUGCCUGGUCCAGCUAGGGAUAACCCAUUCUUUUAUAAACAUAGCAGUUUCAGAGAAACUGCUAUGUUUAUGAAUGGGUUAAGCCUUCCCCCAAAGCCUCUGGUGGCUGUCUCAUUGACACCCGCUAGAGGCGCUUGCGUGAUUCUCACUGUGAAAAUCACAGUGAGAGCACGCAAGCGUCUAUAGGAAAGCAUUGUAAAUGCUUUCCUAUGCGACUGGCUGAAUGCUCUUGCCGCGCGUGUGCAUUCAGCCGACGGGGAGGAACGGAGGAGGAGAGCUCCCCGCCCAGCGCUGGAAAAGGGUAAGUUUUUACCCCUUUUCCCCCUUCCAGAGCCGGGCGGGAGGGGGUUCCUGAGGGUGGGGGCACCCUCAGGGCACUAUAGUGCCAGGAAAACAAGUGUUUUCCUGGCACUAUAGUGGUCCUUUAAGGACCAAACUUCUGGAAUAAAAGGGAAUCAUGACCUGUCACACGUCAUGUGUCCUUAAGGGGUUAAAGCCGUUGGAGAAUUUUAAAGGUUGCUAGUUUUGUCAAAAUGUCGCAAUUUCAGUUAACUAGUAGUUGGAGAAUAGCUAUGAUGCAGACUGAAACCCCCCCCCCAUAAAUUAACUGCAGUAUUUACCUAAUUAUAAAUGCCGAAAAAUGUAAUGUGGGUCCAAGUUUGAACUUUGUUUUCUAUACAAGUGUAUUUUCAGUUGUAGGUAUACCAUACACAAUGCAGAAUCAAGGAACAAGUCACCUUCUGUGUAAGCUGAAGUCUCAUCAACUGAAACAAAUACAAGUUAAAUAUUCCAAGAAAAAUGUAUUCACUGUUCAGAUACCACCGUCCCCCCCACCACUGUAUGGACCAUCUCAAUGCAGAUAUUUAAACAUAUGUUGCUAUGGACUGAGACCCUUAAUGCAUCAGCUCUAUCUUGUCAUUUUUAGUAUAUUCUAUUAAAGUGUUUCUAUUGAACAUUUUUGUGUUUUACCUGUGGGCUUAACCAUAAAUUCCACAUUAAGCAUAGCUGGAGAGUUUUUAUAUAACGCUAUAAGACCAUGAAAGUCAUACACUGAUUGUACUCAUCUGUUAUGAUCUUACACUAUAACGGCCAUGAAACAUAACACAUGCCCCCUUUUUUUACGUACUCUACUUCCAUAUACGCUGAAAAUUCAAUGUACACUUAAUCCCCACCCCUUACCCAAUAUACACUUUAGACCAAGAGCUAUAAAAGGCACGAGACACAUUUUAAACACAAACUGUAAAUACAAGCUGCUAAAUUUAAUGUUCCCAUACAAAGUGAGGGGAAAAGAAAACUGAAUUGUAAAAAAAAAAUGCACGUUUUGGCCAUUAGAUAAUACCGGUGCUUUUGCGUUCCCAGUUUUUUUGUUUAAUUCUAUUUUGGCAUUAAAAUGAAACUGUCCAAGCAGCUUGUUGGCUUUAAGUACUUGUAUUACAGCAAGUUCUCAGUCUUGAUAUAACUUAACACAGCAAUGAGUAUGUACACAGAUUAAGGGAGCGGAGUGCGUAGAGUCUCUCUUUCCAAUUCGGCCUUUUCGUAGAACCAUUCUUGUGAAGCAGCACUGAGCCUGCUGGGACGCUGAUUAUUCAGUCAUCACACAGCCCGAAAUUCAUGGCCAUAGUCAGGGAGUCUGAGAGCUUGGUAGCGAUUUUGUCUGCAGAAAGAUGUUAAACAACCUUAAUUAGUGCCUUAAAAUAGAAUAAAAAAAAAUGUUUUCCCCCAACGUUACUGGCCUUGCUUAGCAAAACCCUGCAGAUGCACAUAACUCACAGUUCACUAAAUUUUGAAUUCUAGCAAAUUUAAUCAGAAUGGUGAAUCUAAACAAGCAGAUUUGGGAAACGUUUACUGAAUAACCCUGUCAGUGUAUACUCACUGUAAUCUUUGCUAAAUUCAUUAUAGUGCGGACCCAUUUAAAUAACUUUAUACUUAACACAAUGAAGACAUCCAGAGGCAACUGGUGGGUACUGCAAUCCUUUUUAAUAAACUAACUCUAUUGCAUCUUUACAUCACUCCUUUCAGUGUUGUAUCCACAAACUAGGACAACAAGCUUGUUAAACUUACUUGCUCGCUUCUGCAGCUUUUUCCGCCUCUUGCCAGCGGCACGCAGGGCUUGUCCUUGCUGCAGGGGGUCCACCGCUCUGAUUUCGUUAAGGUUGGGGGCUUUGGGGAUCUGUUCAGGUUCAGUCUUUGACUUAGUUUUGGUGCUUUUAAUUUCAACAGUCAUAGGGCCAAACUGGAAGACAGAGCACAAUAAAUCCACUGCUGUGCCAUGAAUAAGGACUAACUGAAUACCGAUACAACACUUAAACAGGAAACCUUUUAUGAGACCACUAUCCAAUUAUAUUGGAUUAUUGGAUCCGCGUACACUAUUAGCAUUUAUAUCUAUCACAGCCUUAAAAGCGGUUUUCAAGUGCGUUUCUUUUAUAUACGAAAUGAGUGUAGUCCCUGAGCAUUUAUUUUAGGGGUAGUGACAAACAGAUGGCACUGAAUUAUGUCCCUAUGUAUAUAACAGAGCGAGGAUGGCCAAAUAGUCCAUCAUGGUCUAGGGUGGAGGGCUGCCUAAUUGUGCAGUAGGCUAUUUGCUUUUCUAAUUUAUUGUUAAUAUUAUUUGCAACAUCCUACAGCAGUCUACUCCCUGAUGGUUUUACAGAACACAUAUCAUGCAAGGUACGUUUCUUAUGUUUUAAAGUGCAUAAAUGUUGAACAGAUUCAAAAUGUAACUUUUUUUGUAAAAUUCCAAUGUUCCCAAAGAAAAAGCCAGCUUGUACAAGGUCAUACCUCGGGAUCUACGUCCUCUUCCAUAGAAUUAGGAGCUUCUUCCUCCUCGCUGGAUUCAUCUAGUUCGACGUCAUCCACCUCUUGAGCUGCUGUGGUUAGACCUGAUGCUUCCAUGGCAAUGCCUUGAGGGGCAGCCUGUAUCUCUGGAGGGGAUCACAGAAUUACAAACAAAUAUUCUGAAAUGUCAACCUUUCCAAGUGGGGUUGGCAACUAAGAAAAUAUUAUCCUCCUCUAGACUGUAAGCUUGUUUGAGCAGGGUCCUCAUCAACCUAUUGUUCCUCUAGCAUUUUGUAAUGGUCUCAUUUAUUGUUAAACUUCUCCCUUUUAUAAUAUUGUAAAGCACAGCGGAAUAAGUUCUCGCUAUGUAAACGCUGAUAAUAUUGAUCAAUAUAGUCAUGUUCUUAAAGGAUCACUCUAGGCACCCAGACCACUUCAGCUUAAUGAAGUGGUCUGGGUGCCUGGUCCAGCUAGGGUUAACCCAUUCUUUUAUAAACAUAGCAGUUUCAGAGAAAAUGCUAUGUUUAUGAAUGAGUUAAGCCUUCCCCCAAUUCCUCUAGCGGCUGUCUCAUUGACAGCCGCUAGAGGCGCUUGCGUGCUUCUCACUGUGAUUUUCACAGUGAGAGCACGCCAGCGUCCAUAGGAAAGCAUUGCAAAUGCUUUCCUAUGCAACCGGCUGAAUGCGCGCGCAGCCGACGGGGAGGAACGGAGGAGGAUCGGAAGAGGAGAGCUCCCUGCCCGGUGCUGGAGAAAGGUAAGUUUUUACCCCUUCCAGAGCCGGGCAGGAGGGGGACCCUGAGGGUGGGGGCACCCUCAGGGCACUAUAGUGCCAGGAAUACGAGUGUUUUCCUGGCACUAUAGUGGUCCUUUAACCCCUUAAGGACGCAUGACAUGUGUAACAUGUCAUGAUUCCCUUUUAUUCCAGAAGUUUUGUCCUUAAGGGGUUAAGACUUGCGAUCAGGACCCAAAAAGCAAAACAAAAACACUAUUUUAUGAUAUUCCUACUUUACUUCAGGUGAGUUCAGCUGUAGCUCAGAUAUUAACAAAUGCCACUAAACAGGGUUAGCAGACAGGAAUGAGAAAUGCUGCAGACUUCUGAUUAUAGGGAGACUGUAGAAACUGUAUUUAUUUCAUCUCAUGAAUUGAUUAUAGUGCACGGAGUCCCUUGAUGCAGUGUUUGCAUUCAGUGUUAAACCAUUUUCGAGCAGUUUAACACUAAAGGGUCCCUGGCCAUCUGCAGCCCGGCUUCUACUGGAGGUGUGGCUAAGGCAGAGAGUACACAUUUAUUUCUAGCCAUACCGAUUCAUACCAGUAAUGUUAGAGGCUGAAAGCAGUCAGCUGACACUCUCAGCCAAUCAAAACCGCCCACUUCUGCUCAAGCUAGUGUGUCCUAAUAUCUCCCAACUUUUCAAGUGGACAAAGAGGGACACUUUAAUUUUAGGGGUGUGAGUGGAGCUGUGGCCAGGAACGGGGCAGUUGUGAGACAUUUUAUGUGACUUACUACUAUCAAUUUAUUCAACUAAAACAUAAUUUAGAACAAGAACCAUGUAUCUCACUUACACAGACUGAUUUCUAAAACAUCUAUUGUAACUGAAAGACACAUUACAGAGAGUAUUAUUGCUGCAGAGCUCUAUUAAACACUCAGACACACCAACAAUAUGGAGCUCCCAAAAAAGAGGGACAUUAGGAUUAAAAAAAAAAGGGACAGAGGAAUUUAGGGCCCACAAUAGGGACUGUCCCUUCUAAACACUUUGGAGGUGUACUUCCUCCUUAGAUCAAGCAGCACAAAAGGGAUGGGCUGCUGUGGACUCUAGUUUAGCAUUAAAAUGUUAAAGAUGGUUUAACACUGAAUAGAAGGACGGCACCAGGGAGAGUCUGGACACUUCAAUAAGAUAAAGUUGUUACAGUCCCUCCAGUGCCCCUUUAAACUCAGCUGUGAUCUUGGCCACAAUGCAGAAUCCCCUCAAUAUUCUCUGCACCACUUACUUGACAAGGACUCCUUAUUGUCCGCUUCCAGUGCUUCAAAAUCAAAGGCUUUCCCCAUUUCUGUAACAAUCUCAGCGCUGAUGUGCGUGGGCAUUGUGUGGGUCUCUGGCGGGUGAGUAAAAUAACUUAUUUUACCACUGAAGAGAGAGGAAAAGCAGAGAAGAAAAAAAAUGCAUCAAAGAUCGAAGCAAAUUAUACCAAAAUUUAUAACAUUUAAUAAUAAUAAAAAAAAAAGUCUUUAAAUUUUCAUUGAUAUAAAACACUAUUAAAAAUUAGUUGAAAGAGACUCUUUGAAAAAUAAAAAUCUUUGGCCGGUUGUAAAGGAACACUCUGGGAAUCAUAACAAAUUAAUUGGAAUAAAGUUGUUACGGUUCCUGGUACCAGCUUACCUUCAGCUUCUGUUCAAGGCUUGAAUCAGGAAGCCUCUUACGUGGGCACUGCUAAUAGGCUGGGAGUGUGAGCUGACAAUCUCAGCCUAUGAGAGCUAACUGGCACUGAAUACAAUACUUUGCAGUUAAACCGUAUGUUAUUGGUUUAACCCCGUAACGUAAGCUGGUGUCCUGGUUUUGUUUUUUUACACGAACUAUGAAAUAUUGUUUGCAUGUUGUUCCCACUUUACGACACACCCCUACCUCAUUUUUAUAUUAAAACACUUACCUAACCCAGUCUGUUAGCACAGAUUUGGCCGCCUUGUCAUGGUCUGGUGUCCCCCCUUUCUUCAACUUUCCUUGCCGUUUAGCAAGCAUGGCUAAGAAUUCCAGGGUAUCUCUAAAAUCUGUCACCUUGUAGUGUUGUAAGAUCUGUAAGAAGAUAUUUACAAGGCUAGAACAAAGCUAUUUGAAACUCUAGACCUAGUGUGUCUUAAACCAGUACUCAAGAGCCACGGUAUUUAGGGACUGCCCAUAUCCACUGCACUGAAUAUAGUGACAGACCCUCAACCAUUGAAGAUCCUUGGAGUCUGGCUUAAAAGCCAAUCUGUUAAACUAUAAAUGCAAUAUACUCAUGUUUGUAAAUUGAGUCCGAUGAGGAUUCUACAGUCAAAAGAAUCUGUUCAUCUAAAUCACAGAUAUUCUAGGGCAUUUACCAACCGGAAGUUGGCAUGGACAACAUUUUAGGCCAGUCCCGUCUCUGCAGAAGGCUGCAGCUGGAGCGAUUUCAUGCUAUCCUAUACUUUUGGAUGGACACUAUGUGACCACGGAUUAUGUAAAAGUUCUUUUGAAGUAAUUUUUGUUUCAUUAGUGAAAACUUCCUAGACCCCUGAAUUUUGGAUAGUCAUAUUUUACCUGCUCCUUGUUGCAACGUCUCAAUAUGGCCUCCACUGGCCCUACAGGGUCCAUAAGUUGCUCUAUCUUCACACAGUUACGCAGGAUCAUGGCUGCAUCUGACGUGGUAGUAGCCAUGACUAUUCCUGGACAGUCCAGGAGUUUGAUGUGUUUGUCCAAAUGAACCUCCUGUAGGCACCUAAGUUAGAUGGAAGAGUUGCAUGUAUCAGUCAAUCCUACACUGAACACUACAUAAUAAAGUUCUUAGGGUCUUCAAGCUCAUUUUAAGAAAAACAAGACAACCUAAAUUGGGGUUGGUGAGUAGAGUGAAAUAGAGACAUAGAUGGAACCAGAGACUAUGUAGAGUUCUGUGAUGACACCAGUUAAAGAUUCUCCAACUGUCGGACUACAAGCCCUAUUACCUACAGAGGUAGGCAGCCUUUGGUACUCCAGAUGUUGUGGACUACAGCUCACAUAAUGCUCUUACAGCCUUAAUGCUGGCAAAGCAUCAGUAAAGGAGGAUGGUAUAUUUAAAAGAAGUAUAGUAUACCUGCCCAUUCACCCCUGAGCCCGAACGUCAUCCAAUGUAUCAAGUGGUUCAUGGAUUGCGGGAUAAAACUUACCAGGAAAGGUUAAAGGAUCUUAACAUGUAUAGCUUGGAGGAAAGACGAGACAGGGGGGAUAUGAUAGAAACAUUUAAAUACAUAAAGGGAAUCAACACAGUAAAGGAGGAGACUAUAUUUAAAAGAAGAAUAACUACCACAACAAGAGGACAUAGCCUUAAAUUAGAGGGACAAAGUUUUAAAAAUAAUAUCAGGAAGUAUUACUUUACUGAGAGGGUAGUGGAUGCUUGGGAUAGGCUUCCAGCUGAAGUGGAAGAGGUUAACACAGUAAAGGAAUUAAAUCAUGCAUGGGAUAGGCAUAAGGCUAUCCUAACUAUAAGAUAAGGCUAGAGACUAAUGAAAGUAUUUAGAAAACUGGGCAGACUAGAUGGGCCGAAUGGUUCUUAUCUGCCGUCACAUUCUAUGUUUCUAUUAGGGGAGAGUUCAGAAGGUUGCCUACCCCUUCCUGAGUAAGUAAUAACAUUUGCAUGUUUUCUGAUCUUCAUGAUGGAUAAUGGAGUAUUAAUAAUGUCAAGCUCAAAACUUACUUGGUUACCCCAGGUGUGGCUCCCACGUUGCAGGCACGCGCCCUCUUCAGACUGUUUAUCAAACUGCUCUUCCCCACAUUUGGAAACCCUGUAAGAGAAGACAAAUUGAACUAUGUAUGUAAAGGGUAUAUAAAAUUGCCCAUUACACAGAUAUUAAAAUAUAACAAAUAACUACCAUAUGUGUUUAAAUACAUUCAAUCCACAAUUCUUUAUUUUUUUUACAGAUGGCGGUACAAUCAAACAAGAAAGGAAGAGAAGGUGAGAAAAAACAGGCGGAAAAGGGGGAAGAGACUCCUUGAGUCCCGAACAGAACGUCAUGUGUCAGAAAUGAGAGAGACUAGAGUAUCUCUGUGACACUGGAUUCCUAGUCAUUGAUCCCAG
Molecule: messenger RNA, 16202 nt
Organism: Pelobates cultripes (western spadefoot toad)
Lineage: Eukaryota; Metazoa; Chordata; Amphibia; Anura; Pelobatidae
Source: the annotation of a GenBank genome assembly